Molecule: messenger RNA, 5695 nt
Organism: Meriones unguiculatus (Mongolian gerbil)
Lineage: Eukaryota; Metazoa; Chordata; Mammalia; Rodentia; Muridae
Gene: Nanos1
Product: nanos C2HC-type zinc finger 1
Exons: 1
Coding region: 301-1092 (263 amino acids)
Biological process (GO): oogenesis; negative regulation of translation
Cellular component (GO): perinuclear region of cytoplasm
Molecular function (GO): mRNA binding; zinc ion binding
Source: RefSeq, a predicted model, not a curated record
GAUGCCAGGCGCCCCGCAGCUGGCGAGGUGGGCGAAGCGCGCGGGGCGCUGGAGGAGCGCGGGACUGGAGAGAAGCGCGCGCCCGCCUCCGCUCCGCCUCCGUCCGGGGGCGCGGGCGCAGUGGCCCCGGCGGAGGAUCGCAGGGGGCAGGGCCGAGACAGCGAGGAGGGGCUCGGGGGAAGUGGGAGUGAUAAAAGGAGGCUAGGCUGCCCCACCCCGCGACAGGCCGGCGGGCAGGCUCUUGCGUCCCUUCCUCCGGCCUGUGCCGGCGGCGGCGAACGCGCGGCCCGCUGCCGGCCCAUGGAGGCUUUCCCUUGGGCGCCAGGCUCUCCCCGCCGCGCCCGCGCCUCUGCGCCUAUGGCGCUCGUGCCCAGCGCCCGCUAUGUGAGCGCCCCGGGCCCGGUGCACCCGCAGCCCUUCAGCUCCUGGAACGACUACCUGGGGCUAGCCACUCUCAUUACCAGGGCUGGCGACCGCGGCUCCCCGCACGAGGGGCCCGGGCCCACAGCGGCGGGACCCACGCUAGGGCCGCCCGAGGACGACGAGGAUGACGAUGGCGAAGAGCCGAGGGCCGGGGACCGCUACCUGGGUGGCGCGUUGGAACUGCGCGCGCUAGAGCUGUGCGCCGGCCCGGGUGAGGCCGGGCUGCUGGAGGAGCGCUUCGCUGAGCUGAACCCUUUCGCAGGGCGCGCCGCCGCGGUGCUGCUGGGCUGCGCGCCCUCCACCUCCGCUGCCUCCACGGCCGAAGUGGUGCCGCGCGAGGAGCCGAGCCCUAUGUGGGCGGCCGAGCCUCGUCUGCACGCGGCAUCCGGGGCGGCCGUCGGGCGUUUGCUGAAACCGGAGCUGCAGGUGUGUGUGUUCUGCCGGAACAACAAGGAGGCGGUGGCUCUCUACACCACACACAUCCUCAAGGGCCCCGACGGCCGGGUGCUGUGCCCGGUCCUGCGUCGCUACACGUGCCCCCUGUGCGGCGCCAGUGGCGACAACGCACACACCAUCAAGUAUUGCCCACUCUCCAAAGUGCCACCGCCCGCCGUCCGCCCGCCGCCGCGCAGCACCAGGGACAGCCUGCCCAGCAAGAAGCUGCGUUAGGAGCGAGCUGCAACUUGAAGCUUCGGACACUUGAAGGCAUGGUCGCGCUCCUCUCGCCUGUGAAAUGGUCUUGGUUUUACUGAAACCGGAGGACUCGCAGCACUUUCCUAUGGAGUGGUCGGGUCUUGUUUCUAGUUUCUAACGCGCACAGCCAAAACGGUGAGGGCUGAGCGGAUGUGCCACUGGCUGAAGUGUGGUGAAUGAGGCGCUGUUUACUGUAUACGUGGGCCCAUUUUCGGCACGCAUCAGUAUGAAAUUGUCUGAUCUUGGAUGUUUCGUUUUAUGGAGGCAUUUUAUUAGGUCUAGAGUAUUUUUAAUAGCCUCUGAACUGAGUGCAAAACUACAAUUUUAUGGAAUGUCGGCAAAAAUACUAUUUUAUUGUCUGAUGCAAUUAUUUAGUUUAUCCUUUUUCUGAUUGCAGGUAAAGCAAUUUAGUACACUUCCAGUAUUGAGAGGGUGUUCCUCCUCGUGGGUUGUUUGUCCUAGAUGGGAGACGUGAAGGCACAAACUGUAGCAGGUAGAAUACAGUUUCGUAUCCUUUUUAUGUAUCAGGUAAUUCUACUGAAUUAGCAAGUAGAUCUCCCGCCCUUAAAACUGUGCCAAGUCUUAAUCAUAUUGUGUACAUGUUUGGAAAUGGUGCUGUGUAAGAGAUGUGUAUUUAUAGUGACCAUGUGAAUCCAUUAAUCUCCACUCUAAUUCCUACUUAGCAUUUUCUCUAUGCACCAUCCUGACUGUCCAACUCUUUAUAAAUGUCUGAUGCUAAGGUCAGAAAGGAGGAAACCUAAGGGAGCAAUGUUAACCCACCUUGAUUGCUCAAUUUCAGGGUUCCUCAAUAGAAAAUGGGAAACUAUAGAUAAUGCAAUAACCCGAGUUCCGGAAGGUUCCGCUCUGGGCUGCCUGCCUCCAGAUAUACAGGUAUAUCAUUUCAAGGCUCUGAUAAUUGGUGUUGGAUACAAGUGUCAUAACCUCCUUGGUGGUGGGGUUCCACACUUGGUGGAAGACUCCUGUCUGCUUCCAGAACCCCAAAAGAUUUUCGUUGAGAAUUUCCUAACCCCUUACUUCCUGUAAAUCCAUCACAGUGAAUGCUGGAUUAUGACACAAAGCUACCUACCAUCAAGACAGAACAAGGCAAAGAUGGAAGUGAAUUAAACAGGCACCAACACCAAGUAUAUAAAGCUUCCAAUAGUCGGAUUUGGUUAGGAAUACAAGACUGUCUUUCAUAUUAAGCAGCAACUUCACAACAAACUUAUUUUCUGUGUAAAAGAGGCUGAUGUAAAAAUACUGGAUAGCUGUGAGCCCUAUUGGUAAGAGGUGCUUCAUACCAUAGACAAGGAGAUGGGGUUGGUAGAAAGACAUUAUUAGCAAUGAAGAAAACUAUCCACUAGUUAUAGCCCCACAUCCACUGGGCCUAAGCCUAAACUUGAGUAAUUUAAUAAAACAUGAUAGUUCCUUGUUAUUUUGCUAGAAAACAUAACAUUUGUUUUGGGUGAAGUUCAAGUCAACAAAUUCAUAUCCUCUAACCUAACUGCCCUGCCUUUUCAAAGUAGUAGUCUCAUUGCCUAAAGACCAAAUCAUUCAGCUCUUGUAAUUCCAUCAGAUACUUUCCAAGGCAUGUAUGAAUGCCAGUACAUAAAUACAUGAGCUGAACCAAUGAGUGCAUGUACCUAAAGCCAACUUUUAUUUUCUGACAUUUUACCAGGACCAGGAAUGUUGAGAUGGGCAUUCCUGUUCCCUGGAAUGGAGGGCUCCAUUGAGACAGCUGUCAGAGCACAUCUAAGCUCAAGGACCAGAGUUCGAUCUCCAGCACCCACAGGAAAAUAUGGCCAUGUGGUGUGUUUUUAAUCCCAGUGCUAUUGAGACAGAAGCCAGCUUUGCUACAUGGGUGACCUCCACAUCUGAGUGAAAACCCAAUGUCAAAAUGUUAGGUGGGCUCAUGAAGACUAUCAUCUGAGGCUGACCACAUUCAUCUGUAGAUUUCGCUAACUUUUUAAAGCCAAAAGUAGCUGUGUUCAAAUCACUGGGGAGGCAAAGCCCUCUGCCUGGGGCUCACUAGCCAGGCAGUCUAACUCCCAGUUUAGAGAACUCAAACAGAACACUGUUUGAGGUGGAAUGUGAUUGAGGGCACCAACUGACCUCUGGCCCCCACAUACUUGCACCCAGAACAUGUCCACACAAAAACAUAUCCCAUACCACAUGUUCUUCACCUGAUGCCAAGUCUGUUUCCCAGCUAACAAAUACUGAAAACCUACAAUAUAAACAAAAAAACAUUUCAGGUUUUCUAGAGAAAAUACAUAGGCUGCCUCCUCUCAAAAAAUUUCUAAGGCCAGACAUUGUAUGUGCCUUUAAUCCUGGCACUCAGGAGGCAGAGGAAAGCCAAGUAAUCCUUGGAAUUAUACUUUAUAAAGGUUUUUGCAAAAAUGUUUACAGUAGAGACCCAAGUUUAGUGCCAUAUAGCUCAGUGGUGGAGCACUUGCCUAGACAAGAGUACAUAAAACCCUAGGAUCAAUACCCAUUAUUAUGGAGAAAUAAAAGAAACGUAAAACCCAAAGUUUAAUUCUACAAGUGUGAUAAGGUUGGCUUCUGCCUAGGAGUGCAGUGAAUCUGGCUAGACCACAAAAAUGGUACAGCCCUGUAUCAGCUCCACCAUGGGCAGAGGCACAAGUUAUGCUGUGCUUUAGUCUGCUUUUAUUUAACCAAACUUGUUAAUUCUAAUGGCCUUUUACUUUUUGGUACUUUUUUUUUCUACAAAGUCCUUUUCAGAAGUUAAAUAGCUUUGAUUAGAACUUUUGUCAGAUAUAUUAAACCAAAACCAUGUAUCAGGAAUGUGUCUAUUUCAGGUUAAGUUUGUUGUCUAAGUUUCUUGAUAAGAACAUUCUAAUAGCACUGUUCUAAAAAUAGAACAGCCAAAGAGUCUUUGGGAAAAACACAAAAGAAGUGCAGUUUUCAAGAUUGGGUCUCUCCAAACAAAGCAGACAUGGAAAUUCAGUACCUUUCUGCCUCACCCAGCAAAGUUCUGGGAUUACAGUACCAUGUGGUGCUGGUAGUUCUUGACUAAUAAUACCACAUACAUAGUUUUGACACCCACCUCCACCCCUGGUCGGCACUCUACAGACAAGUACGAUGUACAUCUGAAGGUUUUCUCUCCCUUCAAGCACAGCUAUAGAAGCUGUAAGACUCCAUUUUUUUUUUUUUUUACAACUGCAGAAGCCACAGGGCUCACCUGGCACAUCCAGACUAAUCCGCUUUCCUCUAACCUGCUAAAUGUUGGUGGGGUGGUGGUGGAGGAUGGUCUGUGUAAUGGGAACCCAUAAGCUGGACCACAAAGCAACAUCAUCAGAUCUAUCCGUAUCUACCGCAUCAGUGUCUGGCUCACUAGUAAGCCCAUACCUAGCAGGCCAUUGCCCCAAUAAACCUGUUAAGUACUGUAAGUCUGCAAGUACUUCUUCUACUUGUUUUGAUUGCCACAAGUUCCAUGUGUGAAAUCCCAGUCUUUGGUAACAUGAGACAGAAGCACAUGAUUAAGCAGGAAAGCAUCAGUACUUUUUCUUCUGGCCUAAAAGCUCAACAGAAACUUUUUAAACCACUGUUUAGUAAUUUAUAAGUCUAUACCUUUUAAGUUUGAGACUAUUGUUUUUCUUCUAAUUCAAGAUGAAACCUAAGCUGGUAACUCCUGCACAUCACCUCACAGAACAUUUCAAGGAAAUGACAGUGUUCCAUGAACAAGGGCAUUCACAAACUUGCUAGCUGCCAUUUGCUUCUUGUGUUACUGUUAGGUUAUACUAACAAUGACAUAUUUCAACAGCACUGAUUAAAACUUCACAGGAACUCAAUGUAUAGAAUAUAGCACCAUUAACAAAUCAACACUAACACCAAUUAUGUAAGUAUUUUAUUUAUCACCGAAGAAAAAACACAGCAGCAAGUUCUGUGUUGGCUUCAAUAAGACCAUGGUUACUCUAACACAGCUACUACACUCCAAAAUUGAAGUCAACACAGUCAUCACUACAAAUUACUUGUUGAAAUAAUCUAUCCUGAAGAAAGAAAAUUAGGAAAAAGAAUUUAAACAAUUCCUCCAAACCACACAUUUAUAAAUAUUGUCAUAUUUAAAAUGCUUAAAAGGCAUGAAUUAGUGGAAAAGCAGUUUUCUUUUGGCAACAGAAAAAAAAAAACAAAACAAAAAAAAAACAAACAAACCCACAACAGGUUACCAAAUGCUCUAGGAAUCCAAAGCUGUGCUGUUCUGGACCUGCACUUGAGCAGCACCAUCAUGAUGAUGACUACAAAAUGCUUUAUACUCACCUCUCUCAAGUAAAGUCUACGAAAACCCCAUUACAACCAGUGUUUGCAAUGCCUACACACUGAUCAGAAGCUACAAACUGCCUAAAUGUAGUUAACAGAAAAUACCUAACAAGGUAUGUUCCCAUUACUAUUCAUGGGAAAGCUGUCAGAUCCAUUGGCUUAAUGGGUUUUCAAAUGUUUUAGGAGAACCUUACCUUAUUCCAAAUUAAUAUCUGAUAUUUGAAAAUCAAAACAAAAAGAUCAAUUGUAUACCAAGAUAUGGUGUUAACACCUGAAGGGUUCACAUUUUUAUUUUUUAGUUUUUUUU